GUGCACCUGUGCAGCUGUCGUGAGUGGCACGCGGACGCGGUGGUAGCAGAGCGAGCGAGGGCGGCUACACGGAGGAGUUUCAUCGGUUUAACUCCUGAUUUACGGGCUGUUGAGACGGAAAAUCCAGUUAAAUCAGCAGGAACUUUGAGGGGGAAAUCUUUCAGCUCUGCGACUGUUUUAAAAAGGUUCUGUCCGUGGAGUACAACAGGAGCAGUAGCCUGUUGGAAAUCAGGCCAUCACAGUGCCGUUUAUUCUGAAAUGAGACAAAACCUGUCCUGAAGGCACUUACGGUCACUCCAUGCAACGCUAUCCACCUACCUUCGCUCCAAUGGACCCUCAAGUGGUCCCGCCCCCUCUGAGCAGCAGCCAAUCAAUGAUCAGCGGCCUUGAUAAAUCACCGGCCAGCACGUUCAAACCGGGCCACUCACGGAGCAGCAGCACAGGAUCCUCCAAACAAUCAAAACAGUCUCGUCACUGGGAGGUGUUAGAUGAUCUGCAGAACAUGGACAUGUAUUCAGUCCCUGGAUCAACUCUGGACCUCAGUAUUCCUGGGAUCUGUGAGGGAUACCUGAUGAAGAGGAGGAAGUACCCGCUCAAAGGCUGGCACAAGAGAUACUUCUUGUUAGAGAAAGGAAUUCUGAAGUACUCCAAGACGCAGCAAGAUAUCCAGAGAGGGAAGCUUCAUGGCUCACUGGACGUCAGUUUAGCAGUUAUGUCCAUCAACAAGAAGUCCAAACGUAUCGACCUGGAUGCUGGAGACAACCUCUACCACCUCAUGGCAAAGAGCCAGGACCUCUUCUACAUCUGGUUGACCAAGCUUUGUGCCCAUCGGGUGUUCAGGAAAAAUGAGGCGAUGAGCGUCCAUCAUGGCGUCCUUCACGCUCUGUCUAUGGGUCCAACCAACCUGCCAGCCAUGGCAACACUGGCCCAGCAGAACAGAGCAAUGCUUCCUCAUUACGCCAGCUCAGCAUCCAUUUACCAACCAGAGAUGAUAAACCCCACACCCGCCUCCAUCCCCACCAUGGCCUCCAACCCUGCCAUGGCCUCCAUCCCCACUAUGGCCUCCAACCCAGGUGUGACCAACAAGGUGUCAGCCUGGCUGCAGCAGACCCACGACAUCGACGCUACAUCAAACGACCUGGCUCGCUGUCAGACCGAGCUCACAGAGCUCGCUCAGCUCAUUCAGCGCCUCCACUGGCUCGAAGGGGGACUGCCGAUCACAAACACAGACCUGGAGAUGAGGAUCAGCAUGCAGAAUCUCACUCUGGAGAAACCAAAGAAGAAGCCAGGGAAAGUGUUUGGUCACUCCAGGACUUUGUCCCGUGUUGAAGCUCUGGGAAUGUUCAGUUCCAGUCACCUGAGCACAAACGGCAGUUCUGGUUUGGGAGCAUCCAUUCAGUCCAUCCCUGACUACGUCUACUCUCAGCUAUCCAACCCCCAGGUGACCUCACCUGAGGCCAAGAAGCUCCACCAAGACAUCUGCACUGUUUCUCAGAGAAUUCAUACUUCCCUGAAGUCCAUCCAUGAUGUUUUAACCUUUGAGAGAGAGAGACUGAGGCAGGCCUGGACUGGACCAGACCUGAGACAGAACACCUCGCAUCAGCUCGCCACUCUCUGCAGCACGCUGUCCGAGCUUGACAUACAGUCACGUCUGACCAAAGUCCACUCGCUUUCCCUGUCCUCUGACUCUACCGACGAAUCCUUCUGCACCGUCCGUCCUGACCAGAGGACUCCAUCCAUGGGUCGUCACAGUCAUCGGGCGCCGUCUGUGGCAGAUUCUAUGGCCGAGUAUUUCGACGCCAGCGAGGUGAUCGUGUGUGAGACGUCGUCUGAAGCCGAGGCGUCUGAUGAGUCGGGUCUGAGUGACAUCACGACCACGAGCAACUCCGAGCCAGAAGAGGGACACACCACGGCCACCCUCAACUACAGAGCAAGUCUGAACAACGCUCAGGAGAGACCGAGCCCAGUGCCACCCAGUACCGGCCGUCGCACCACCCUCCCCGCUCCAGGAACAGACAACAGCCACAUCGGCAUCAUGACCAUCCUGUACAACAACAUCGGGAAGGAUCUGUCCAGAGUGUCGAUGCCGGUGGCUCUGAACGAGCCAGUGUCUCUGCUGCAGAGACUCAGCGAGGAGCUCGAGUACACCGAGCUGCUCGACAUCGCAAACCACAUCGACGACCCGUUUGAGAGGAUGGUGUACGUGGCAGCAUUCUCCAUCUCCGGUUACGCCUGGGCCACCUGGAGGUAUCGCUACAAACCCUUCAACCCGGUCCUGGGAGAAACCUACGAGAGAGAAGACCGAGGCUUUAAAUUCGUCAGCGAGCAGGUCAGCCAUCAUCCUCCCAUCUCUGCGUGUCAUGCUGAGGCAGAAAACUUCACCUUCUGGCAAGAUCAGAGAUGGAAGAACAAGUUUUGGGGGAAGUCAGUGGAGAUCAUCUCGUCUGGACCCGUAAACGUCUCACUGCCAAAUUAUGGCGAUCACUACGAGUGGAAUAAGGUGGUAACGUGUAUCCACAACGUGCUGAGUCAGCAGCGCUGGUUGGAGCACUACGGCGAGGUGGUGAUCAGAAACUUGAAGAGCGACGUUUGCACCUGUAAGAUCACGUUUGUCAAGUCUCGCUACUGGAGCUCUGAUAACAGUAAGAACGAGGUGCAGGGCGUCGUUCUGGAUCAGGCUGGGGAGGUGGUCCAUCGUUUUGGAGGUCUGUGGCAUGAAGGAAUCUUCUGUGACACCCUGCCGACACCAAAGUGCAUCUGGAAGCCCAACGUGCAGCCUGACGACCACUUCCAGUUCUAUGGCUUCUCGCAGUACACCAGAGAGUCAAACGAGCUGACGCCACAGCUGGAGGCUGUCCUCCCACCCACAGACACCCGGUUCAGACCGGACCAGAGGCUCCUGGAGGAGGGUAAAGUAACGGAGGCCGAUAAGAAGAAGGACGAGGUGGAGCAGAAGCAGCGAGAGAGGAGGAAGGAGAUGGAGAAGAGAGGAGAGGAGCACAUCCCCAGGUUCUUCAAUAAAUCUGUGGAUGAAGCCGGCAGAGAAGUCUGGCUCUAUAACGGAACCUACUGGAACAUUCGCAAAGAUCCGGGCUUCGCUAACACAGAAAACCUGGACCUGUGGUGCUGAGGCUGAAGACACUUUAAAUAGAAACUAAUCAUAUGUAUAAUAUGAAGACAACCCCUCUGUAUGAUCAACUAUACUCUGUUUUUACUGUAAUCAGUGCAAAGAUUCAGCUGUCAGUAGAGGAAAAGGCUCACAGAAGCAUAAAUGAACCUCUGAUUAGAGAUGUAGAGGUGAGAUGCCGCUAAAGAACAAAUGAAGACUGAUUCAGAUGAAGCCGGAUGUCUUUCCAGCCUUUCAUCGACCUCGAACCACAGUUUUAACCUAAAAUCAUUAAAGAAAUCUUCAUUUUUUAUCACAGCCAUGGAGGAAAUGAGAGGGUAGAAUCACGCCCUGGUUACGUUAGACUCCCCUCAUGAGGGACAAAUGUAAGAUUGUGUUUUAACUUUAUGUUAAAUAUUUUAUUCAGGCUCUUUUUUUUUCCUGCUGAGGGAUUAGAACAGAUGAAAGCUUUUAUUCUGGGUUAUUUCUGUUGUUUUAGGGUGAACUGGUGCGUCUUUCUCAGAGGGUCUUUAUGUAUAAACGUAUUUGUAAAGUCACUUUGUAUUUUAUGUGGCACUGCGUCGGUUUGUUGUAAUAAUCCUGUCAGACGUUUUAAAAUCACGAGUUUAUAAAGAUUAGGAAGAAUUUAAAGACUGACGGACUUCAAAUGAUCUCUUCUGCUCUCAGUUGAUGCGAUGACGUAUUUUUAUCGAUGUUUCAACACAUGGUUUUAUUAAGGAAAAGAGACGACUGUUAAAAUGUUUUUUCUUCAUGUUUUUGUUUCAAAUAAAAGAUUCGACCAUC
This is a messenger RNA of Cheilinus undulatus (humphead wrasse), 3910 nucleotides long. RefSeq names its product oxysterol-binding protein-related protein 7-like. The transcript is spliced from 24 exons. Bases 299 to 3130 code for a protein of 943 amino acids. NCBI's taxonomy places the organism in Eukaryota, Metazoa, Chordata, Actinopteri, Labriformes, Labridae. Gene Ontology annotation, cellular component: perinuclear endoplasmic reticulum; plasma membrane; intracellular membrane-bounded organelle. The record is from RefSeq and is a predicted model, not a curated record. Gene Ontology annotation, molecular function: cholesterol binding.